Molecule: messenger RNA, 2298 nt
Organism: Diabrotica virgifera virgifera (western corn rootworm)
Lineage: Eukaryota; Metazoa; Arthropoda; Insecta; Coleoptera; Chrysomelidae
Product: peroxisomal acyl-coenzyme A oxidase 3-like
Exons: 9
Coding region: 94-2154 (686 amino acids)
Biological process (GO): fatty acid beta-oxidation using acyl-CoA oxidase; lipid homeostasis
Cellular component (GO): peroxisome
Molecular function (GO): pristanoyl-CoA oxidase activity; fatty acid binding; FAD binding
Source: RefSeq, a predicted model, not a curated record
CGUCACAAAGUUCACACACUUUAUCUUAGAAUUUAGAAUACAAAAAUGUUUAUCUUAUAAAAAAAUUACUGUAAAAAGAGAAAAAUUAAAACCAUGUCUCAUCUUGUAGAAGAUUUCAAACCAGGACCACUUGAUGUGUAUCGCAAAAAAACGUCUUUUGAUUGUAAAAAAUUAAAAUUGUUCAUUGAAACAGAAGAUGGAAUUAAAUUUCAGAAUGAAAUAUACAAAAUUCUGGAAAACAAUCCUUUAUACAAUCAACAAAAUGUCGCUGGUCUGUCUAGAGACAAUCAACGCAGAAUUGCCUUUCUUGGAUGUCGAGAUCAGAGUCAACAGUACGCAUUUUCCUUUGAUUAUUUGAUGCAAAACUUACGACGCCCUUCGGCCCUUGUUAGAAUACUAACGACAGCAAUACCAUCCUCGUACGCAAAAUAUUUAGUUGCUAAUAGGUUUUUUGUUAAUUCUAUAUUAAGUAUGGGAACAGAGAGACAUCACAAGAUCAUCGAUGAUGCUAAAACUGGAAAGAUUCUAGGUUGCUAUUGUUUAACUGAGAUUGCACAUGGAAGUAACACAAAAAGCAUGCGAACGAUAGCUACCUAUGACAAACACAAGAAAGUUUUUAUAAUAAAUUCACCAGAUUUCGAGUCAGCUAAAUGCUGGGCUGGUGGGUUAGGUCAGACUGCUAUGUAUGGAACUGUCUUCGCGCAGUUAAUUUUAGAUGGUGUUAAUUAUGGUUUACAUGCCUUUCUAGUACCACUUCGUGAUCCCAAGACGCUGAUUCCAUACCCAGGAUUGGAGAUAUGGGAUAUGGGAAGAAAAAUCGGAUUGAAUGGAGCUGAUAACGGUGUUGUCCAAUUUACAAACUACGAAAUACCCAGAAUCAACUUACUCAACAAAAUAGCAGACGUUUCUGAAGAUGGGCGUUACAUAACUCCAAUCAAAGAUCCCAAUAGAAGACACGGAGCUGCCUUAGGAUCUCUAUCAGCAGGAAGAGUAACCGUUGCAACUAUCGUUGACGCUUUAGCAGCUAAAGCUAUCACGAUAGCGGUAAGGUAUGCGGCAGUAAGGAAACAAUUCGGACCAAGUGGAAAAGAGGAGAUACCGAUACUGGAAUACCAAAGCCAACAACUUCGUCUGAUACCAUAUUUAGCAGCAACAUAUGUGAUAAGAAAUUUCAACACCUACUUCACACAAAUGUUAUAUGAAUUUACCAAGAACCCCUCGUUACCAAAUGCACUUGAAGUAGGAAUCGAAAUCCAUGGUGUUUCUUCAGCAUCUAAACCAAUAGCAGGCUGGAUACUGCGAGAUGCCGUACAAGAAUGCAGGGAAUGUUGUGGUGGACACGGUUAUCUUCAGGCGGCUGGUCUAGGGGACGUUAGAGAUAAUCUAGAUCCUAAUUUAACUGUCGAAGGAGAAAAUCAUGUACUGAUACAACAAACCGUCAAGUGGCUUCUUAAAUUAGCCCCACAAAUGCUUGCGAGAAGGCAAAUAUCUAGUCCAAUGCAUUCAAUUGAUUUCUUAUCGAACGGUUUGAGCAUAUUGAGUAAUAAUAGAUGUGAUGCCAGAGAAGUUGAGGAGAUUUCUCACCCAGAAAGUAUUAUCACAACAUUCCAGUGGAUAGUUGUAUAUCUGUUGAAAGCUACUUACGAGAAAGUAGAAGGAGAGUUGAAGGCUGGAAAGGAUUUGUUCGAAGCCAAAAACAACAGUCAAGUGUACUACGGGAAGAGUUUAGGACUAGCAUUUAUUCAGCAUUUCUUCUUGCAAAUAUUUUUGGUGACCAUCUCCGAAGCAGAAGAUCCUGCUAUAAAGGCUGUGCUUACGAGAAUCUUUUCACUGUUUGGAUUGUGGUCGAUAGAAAGAUGGCACAUGGCGACUCUAUUUAAGGGAGGAUUCGCUUCAACUGAAUUAGCACCGACGUUAAUCCAAGACGCCAUUUUAAAAUUAUGCGCCGAUCUGAAAGACGAUGCUGUAGGUUUGGUAGAUGCAAUCGCAGUUCCUGACUUUAUUUUGAGGUCGUGUUUGGGUUCGUCAGACGGACAAGUUUACAAACGUCUAAAAGAAUCAAUGACCAAGGAUAAAUAUAACAUGAACAGACCACCAUGGUGGAAGGAGGUUGUUAAUUAUGCCGAAAACAAUAGAUCAAAAAGUAAACUAUAAGUACCUAUCUCAUUAAAAAAAUUGUAAAUAUAUAUUAUGAAAUAGUGAAAAAAUUAAUACGUAAGUCGUAGAAAUUUUUCUGUUUUAUUUUUUAUGUAUAACUGCUGGUGAAUGUUAAAAAAUUAAUAAAUCUUAAUAUUUUAA